Messenger RNA from Lytechinus pictus (painted urchin), 4650 nucleotides. RefSeq names its product ral guanine nucleotide dissociation stimulator-like. The record is from RefSeq and is a predicted model, not a curated record. Gene Ontology annotation, molecular function: guanyl-nucleotide exchange factor activity. The coding region runs from base 196 to 2673 and encodes 825 amino acids. The transcript is spliced from 17 exons. NCBI's taxonomy places the organism in Eukaryota, Metazoa, Echinodermata, Echinoidea, Temnopleuroida, Toxopneustidae. Gene Ontology annotation, biological process: Ras protein signal transduction; positive regulation of GTPase activity. Gene Ontology annotation, cellular component: plasma membrane.
GACUUGGGAAAGCGUUUAUUGCUUAUGCCUACGCCUGGUGGUGAUUGCUCGUUGACUCCUAAAUUAAGACAAAUUUAAGUUUUUGAUUUAACCUUUUAAGAAUGAGAGAUUGAUUCUGGCUUGGAACUUUUUGUCAAAACAAUCUGUAGAUGUGUGAAAAUGUUAGUGAUAUCGAGCGGAGAUCCUUUCUGAAGUAUGGAGAGUAAAGAAAAGGAAAGAACGGAGGGAUAUCCGGAGAGUGCCUUCAGGUUUUGGGGUGAGGAGCGUGAGGAUGAUAUCAUCUACUCUGUCUUUCUCAAGAAGGUGAGCUAUAAGAAGUCUGCAACAGAUGCCUCCGCUGCAGUUCAACAAGAUGAUUCCUCUCCGGAAAGUAGUGUUCAAUUCUUAUCGUAUCUGCAGUGGGAGACAUUGAGGAUACGAACCAUCAAGGCGGCGUCCGUGCAGCGCCUUGUGGAGUACCUGCCAAUAGCUGUAGAACAGAUGGAUUCUGUCUACAUCAAUGUUUUCUUCUCAACAUACCAAACCUUUAGUUCACUCCGGGAGGCACUGGGUAUUCUCCUCAAAAGGUACAUAGAACUGCAGGAGGGGUCAAGAAAACCAGAGAAAGACAGACAACUUAAGAAUAUCCGGUCAGUAGUGAUGAUGUGGCUUGAGGAGAGCCAGGACGACUUCCGAGAAGCGCCUGACUACCCUUGCCUUCAUAUGAUUGAGGAGUUUGCACGGGAUGUGUCUCAGGAUGUAGAACUCCAGCUGCGCGCUGAAUACCUGAUGACAUCCUUUGAGAAUGAAGAUUCACCAAAGAAAUUAUCACCCGAGGUGCCCAAGUUUCAGUUUUCUGUCUGUGAUGAAGUUGAUUUCAUGAUGUUAGCAACGAUAGGAUACCAAGAUAUAAGGGAGAUAGAUAGUCAGCUGUUAGCAGAACAAAUCACAAAGAUGGAAUCAGCACUCUUUCAGAAGGUUAUCCCUCAACACUGUCUUGGGUCCAUCUGGUCAAGGAGAGACAAGAAACAUGGUGUUGACCCUACAACAGUUGCGGCAACAGUAGACCAAUUCAAUGACAUCACAAUGAAAGUCAUGUCAACCAUCUUGGAAGACAAAUUACUGAGGCCAAUCAUGAGAGGUCUUGUCAUCAGCAAAUGGAUUGACGUGGCUCAGGCAUGUAGAGAGCUAAAGAAUUUUUCAGCAUUGAAAGCAAUCAUCUCAGCCCUUCAAUCUCACCCUAUUCAUAGAUUAAGAAGGUCGUGGAAUUCAGUUCCCAAAUCUACCUUAGUACUUUUUGAAGAUCUUGCCAAUAUCUUUGUAGAUGACAACAACUUUGAAACGUGGAGACAAAUCAUCAAUAAGGAAGGUACAGCCAAGUUUGCCACUAUUUCACCAAGGAGCAGCAAAAAAGUGACCAAGUCAUUGCGCAAAAUGAUGAGCUCAGAUAAGCUGGUUGUACCGAGAAGAGAUUCAUGGCAUGGUAAAGUGAAUGGGACAGUGCCCUAUUUAGGAACAUUCCUAUCAGAUCUUAUCAAGAUCGACUCAGCCUAUCCUGAUACGAUAGAGGAUGGACUCAUCAACUUUGAGAAGAAGAGAAAGGAGUUUGAAGUUGUUGCUCAAAUUCGAUUACUUCAGAUGGCGAGUAAGACCUAUCAGAUCUUACCUGAUGAGAAGUUUCUAGACUGGUUCAAUAACAUCAAUGUUCUUUCAUACCAACAAUGCUGCACAUUAUCAGAGGAAUUGGAGUCAUCUAACAUGAUGCCCAGCUCUGCUCCAACUACACCGACUAUGACCAAAGCUGAGAAACCCAGGACAUACAGGAAGUUCUUCAGCUUCACGGCCGAGGACUUCAAAAAUCGCACAAGCACAAACAGUACGACGGAGAGCAUGAACUCUUCGUCAUAUUCCAAUACAAACAGCAGCAAUGGGAAGGAUUCGUGCCGUGUCAGGACGGGCCCUGAAGCCAAGAAUCACAGUAGCACUAGCAGCAUCAGCAGUAGCACGUCCUCAACGCCAUCGUCGGACGACAGCAUGAGCAUCGCAAGCAUCGACAAUCAACUGCCAACUCCCACGCAUUCAGCCUCUUCGACGUCGUCUUCAGCGGCAUCAGGCACGACAUCUUUGUCAUUAUCGUCUUCAUCGGAAGCUGGUAGUAGAGAUUCAAGUCUGUUGUCGGUUGAGAACAGUCCGAUUAAACCUCAAAGGAGUCUGAAGGCUUCUCUUUCCCUGACCUCCCUCCCUACCCUUGAAAGACGGAGGUCCACCGGUCCUCAAGGUUGGGAUUUACCAUCUCAUUCUUGUCGUAUCAUCAGAGUUGGUCUCGAUGACAGUCUGCAGCAAGAAGGAGAUGGAAAUAUCUACAGGAGUCUUGUGAUCACUCACCAAGAGCAUACUCCAAGUAUCAUCAAGACUGCUCUGAUGAAGCAUCACAUUCCAGAGCCUUGGGAUUACCAGGAUUUUCAGCUCAUUCAACUACUUGAUGAUAGAGAACUCAUCAUACCUGGAGAUGCUAAUGUCUUCUAUGCAAUGAACACAGCUGCCCAGCCUAAUUUCCUCCUUCGAAGUAAGUCCGUAGAAGCUGAGGACUCUAGCAAGAAAAAGAAGAGUGUGCGAGGAGGAAGUCAAAAGGGAUCGAAACGUCCCCUAAUCAAGCGCAUGUCGUGGGUCAAAGUUCAUGAAGAAGCUAGAUGAGAUCCCCCCUCCUGCACGGCACGAUGACGCUGAGGACGGACUGAACUUACAGGACAUGUACAUGGAUGUGAUCGGUCUUGAAUGAUGUUCAUUAGUUUUCAAUCAUGCGUGUUAAGAGUGGACAUUGGAUCUAUGGAAACGGUGACCGAUAAUGAAUUCAAAGUAGAGAGUAUUAAUAUUGUGUUAACUCGUCUGAGACUGAAUGAUUUUGCUCUAUAACAUGUUUUCCAUAGACUCCAUUCCACAUAUAUGCCAGCUUAGUCUCCAUCAGGUUUAGGGGAAACAGUGUGCAGAGAAUGAUUCACAUACAGAUUUGCUAUGCAAAAAACAAGGCAAUUAAGAAAAUACAGGUUCAAUGUGUAGAAUAUAUUGACACCAAGUGGUUUAUACAUCGAAUGCGUGAUAGUGCUUGCCAUGCCAUCUAGUUUAUUUUGAUGAUUGUGCGCCAUUCUACAGAGAAUUGAGAUUGAUCCAAUUAAUCUCAGGUAUAGAAAGCCAUCAAUGUCCUAAUUUCAAUUAGGGAAUUUACUUAAUCUUUCUUUGGCAACAUAUUGUUUAUGAUUUGGCAAUGGAGGAAGCAUAGAUUUCAACUGCCACAGAUGAGAAUCAAUCUUGUCUCCUUUUAAAAAUGACUUCUCAAGCAUGCAAUGGGAUGAAAAUUGCAGUAUUCAAUCGUUCAAUAUUUGAUAAUCAAAUAUCUGAAUUAUUACAAAGGGCCUUCUUUAAAAUAAUCAUUAGAAUAUAAGUGCGUUAAAAUCUGAUUUAACAAUAAAAUUCUAUCAAAGAGUCCACUCAUGGAUAAUGAUUCAAAUGCCUUCAAAUCAUGCUUUUAAGCAUUCUGUUGUCCGAAGUACAAAAAAAUGCUACUUCAAAACUAUGUAUGUGGAUGUCAUGACUUUGGUCUCAUAAGAUGUGCGUGCAGGAGUCUAAAUAAAGAAGAAUUAUGCAAUAUCAGGCAACACCUUUGCAUGUUACUGACACAGUGUACAAAAUGUCUAUACUCAGCCCUUAAAUGUUAAGUGCAUGAUGAUUUUUUUUCUAUAAAGUUUAUUUUUCGAAAGUCUUGCUCACUCCCUUUUUUAUAUGAAUUGCAGCUCAAUUUUUUUCCCCCAAAUGCUAGAUUAUGAACAUUUGUUAUAUGUUAUAUAUGCUUUCUGACCAAAUAUACAUGUAAUGAAUAAUUAAUCAAUCACUUUUAUGAUUUACCACUCAAAGUUAUAAUUGCAACAUUUUAUUACCAUUGUUUGGAAUUUUUCUGGACACCACCCCACCCCCCCCCCCUGAACUAUAUAAUAAUUCACUUCAACAAAUGGAAUACAAUUCUUGUAUCAUUUUGUGCCUUUUUAUGAUUUCUAGGAUUAAGAAAUCUCUCCAGAUGUCAAUUUGAUCUUUCAUUUACUAUUAUGAUUCAAUUACUUGCAAAAUUUGAGGAGUUAUGAAUAUAUUUUUGAACCCAUUUCCUGAGAGUAAUUCGGGAAAGUCAGGAUGUCUUGUUGGAACAUCUAACAAUGUUUAUACGUUUACAUGCAUGCCCCUGUACAGUUAUUUUGUCAUGUGUUAUUGUGCAAAGCAUCUUAUAUGUUUAGGUUUUUAUUACAAUGCCAUUCUUGCCUGUACUCAUAAAGACUAAUUUUACUUACAUGUAAGCUCCUAAAAUACUUGGCUAUUAUUACUCCUAAAAUUACUGGGGGCUUAAUUAGAAUUAUAACAACUACUUCAUUGAAGCUAGGACAAUGCAUUUUCAGAUCUUCUGUAUAAUUUUUCAAAUAUUUAAAUUUUUAAUGGGAUUCCCAUGUUUCUCAUUUUCUUGCCCAUUUAAAAUUAAUUCUCCAACUCUUAAUGAAGAUAAGGUACAUAAUGAUUUUAAAAUGUGAUUAAUCAAAUCGAUCACUUUUUAUUUCAAUUCCCAAUCUAAUUAUGCUUUAUAGAUUAACAAAUUUUGUGCCAAAAUCAGAAUAUUUUUUAAUACAUGAAUGU